Messenger RNA from Durusdinium trenchii, 519 nucleotides. The record is from the annotation of a GenBank genome assembly. NCBI's taxonomy places the organism in Eukaryota, Dinophyceae, Suessiales, Symbiodiniaceae.
AUGCUACUGAGGUCAUGCCGCUUGCAGCGGCCAGAGUCUGCACCUUGCAUCAGCGCGCUGGUGAAUGGGCCACAAGCUCGACACAAGCCAACAGGCGCUGGCACCAAACCUCUUGAGCGAAAGGUCAGGCAAAAAUCAGCUGCUCCUGUUGGCUGCGCAGACGAUGCAGGAGGUUGGACAGGUGAAAGCGAAGAUGGGUACAAGAUGUACAAGGCUGGCCAGGCAGAUGAGGGCCUCUCGCGCUAUUGCCAGGCCUUUGCUGCUGCGGUUGAAAACUUCAAAGGUUCUCGCUCGCAAGUGUUGAACUCUUCUUCAGCAACACUACCUUCACGGAGAUAUGCUAUGCCUCGCCCACGAUCUGGUAUUCCCUUUGCGCUGAAGGAACCCUAUCCAGAAGCACCGAGGUCAGGCUAUUUGUGUUCAAACAUUUCUGGCAUCAAUGCUUUGCUGGCUUCUCGCAGAAACGCCUUGAGUAAAAGUGGUGUUCUGGAUGCAGCUUCAAAGCCUGGUGGCGCAUGA